Messenger RNA from Balaenoptera ricei (Rice's whale), 442 nucleotides. RefSeq names its product large ribosomal subunit protein eL31. The record is from RefSeq and is a predicted model, not a curated record. Bases 21 to 398 code for a protein of 125 amino acids. Gene Ontology annotation, molecular function: structural constituent of ribosome. Lineage: Eukaryota; Metazoa; Chordata; Mammalia; Artiodactyla; Balaenopteridae. Gene Ontology annotation, cellular component: cytosolic large ribosomal subunit; ribosome. Gene Ontology annotation, biological process: cytoplasmic translation. The transcript has a single exon.
UCUAACCCCGGCCGGGCGAGAUGGCUCCCGCAAAGAAGGGCGGCGAGAAGAAGAAGGGCCGGUCCGCCAUCAACGAGGUGGUGACCAGAGAAUACACCAUCAACAUUCACAAGCGCAUCCAUGGAGUGGGUUUCAAGAAGCGUGCCCCUCGGGCACUCAAAGAAAUACGGAAAUUUGCCAUGAAGGAGAUGGGAACUCCAGACGUACGCAUUGACACCAGGCUCAACAAAGCUGUCUGGGCCAAAGGAAUAAGGAAUGUUCCAUACCGUAUCCGUGUGCGGUUGUCCAGAAAACGGAAUGAAGACGAAGAUUCACCAAACAAGCUCUAUACGUUGGUUACCUAUGUACCUGUCACCACUUUCAAAAACCUACAGACAGUUAACGUGGAUGAGAACUAACGGCUGAUUGUCCAAUAAAGUUAUAGAGCUGCAAAAAAAAAAAA